AUGAGUAUAAAUUAUAGAAGAUUACUUAAAGAAGACUUAGACAAACCAUGUCAAGAUUUAGCCCUAUACCUGCUUGGAAAAGUGCUAGUUCGGAAAUUAGAUCAUAAUACAAUUCUAAAAGGAAGAAUUGUUGAAACAGAAUGUUACUUAGGAGGUGAAGAUAAAGCAUCACAUUCCUUUAAUGGCAGACGAACAGAAGCUAACGAACCAAUGUAUAUGCCUAUUGGAACAUGUUACGUUUAUAUGACUUAUGGAAUGUAUUAUUGCUUUAAUAUAUCCAGCAAAGAACCAGGUGCUGCAGUUUUAUUAAGAGCCUUAGAACCUUUGGAAGGCAUGGAAGUGAUGGAAAAAUUUAGAGUUCAAAAAACUAAAAGUAAUAACACCAAAUCUCUUAAAAUUGCCAAAUUAUGCGAUGGACCAUCGAAAUUAUGUAUCGCUUUUGAUAUAAAGAAAGAAAAUGUCAAUAAAAUUAAUUUAACAGAUCUCAAAAAUGAUUCGUUAUGGCUUGAGGAUGAUCCAUUUUAUGAUGAUUUUAAAGUGAUACAUAGUGCACGUAUCGGCAUUAACAGAGCUGAAGAAUGGAAUACUAAACCUUUACGAUUUUAUAUUUUAAAUAAUGAAAGUGUUAGUAAAAGGAAUAAAACGGCUGAACGGCAAUUUGAAGAAAACCAAUUUGAUUAA
This is a messenger RNA of Psylliodes chrysocephalus, 681 nucleotides long. The record is from the annotation of a GenBank genome assembly. NCBI's taxonomy places the organism in Eukaryota, Metazoa, Arthropoda, Insecta, Coleoptera, Chrysomelidae.